AUGACGUGCAAAGAAAAACCGUCGAAAAGUAUUUUAAAAUCUGAACAAGAAAAAGCAACUACACUUGGAACAUAUAAUAUUUAUACAAAACGUGCCAGUUUCAAAGAUGAUGUAAUUUUGCAACAAUUUAUACAAGACAAAUGUGAGCCAACUACACCUUGUGUAAUUGAAGCUAAACUACCUAUAGCUCCUGAUGUAACUGAAGAAGAAUUAACACCUGAAGAAAUAUCAAGACGUAAAGAAUUCAAACAAAAACGUCAUCUGGUAGACUUAGAAGGUGCUGAUGGAUUAAAUUUGAAAGCUAUUUUAGCACAUCGUGUCCCUUUACCUGGUGUGGAAGGUGACGAUGAAGCAGAAGUCGAAGCUGAGAAAAAUGUAGAAAGCGAUGAAGACCAUGACGAAAUCAAAGUUAACGAUCAACAAUUUCAUCGGACAAUUGAACAAAUUCCCAGUGGAUCUAUCUAUCCAACAAAUAAUGAUGAUUCAUUUUCACUACUGUCCAAAUCAUCAAAACACCAAACAGAUAUUGAAUGGAAUUUCUCUAAUAUGGAACAUGAAACAAUUAUUGAUACAUUGUCAAAUAAGAGAUCUGAUGAAUUGGAUAGUUGUUGUGAAACAACAAAUAUUUCAUAUACAGUUCCUAAUAUUGUGAACACAUUGUCAACUUCAACGACUACAACAGACACCGCCACAAAUGACAACAAUAAGAAUCAAUGA
This is a messenger RNA of Schistosoma rodhaini, 717 nucleotides long. The record is from the annotation of a GenBank genome assembly. NCBI's taxonomy places the organism in Eukaryota, Metazoa, Platyhelminthes, Trematoda, Strigeidida, Schistosomatidae.